AUGUAUUCUCACGAUAACAUUAUUUGCGGUAUUACUAGCGUAGCUUUCUCAAAAUCUGGUCGGCUGUUAUUCGCUGGAUAUGACGAUUUUAACUGUAAUGUCUGGGAUUCAAUGAGGCAAGAACGAGCAGGUGUGUUAGCGGGGCAUGAUAACCGAGUAUCAUGUCUUGGAGUGACGGAAGACGGUAUGGCGGUUUGCACUGGCUCAUGGGACAGUUUCUUGAAGAUUUGGAACUGA
Molecule: messenger RNA, 237 nt
Organism: Cooperia oncophora
Lineage: Eukaryota; Metazoa; Nematoda; Chromadorea; Rhabditida; Trichostrongylidae
Source: the annotation of a GenBank genome assembly